Perkinsus marinus ATCC 50983 is the source of this 411-nucleotide messenger RNA. RefSeq lists its product as hypothetical. Gene Ontology annotation, molecular function: RNA binding. The record is from RefSeq and is a predicted model, not a curated record. The transcript has 4 exons. NCBI's taxonomy places the organism in Eukaryota, Perkinsozoa, Perkinsida, Perkinsidae. Bases 1 to 411 code for a protein of 136 amino acids.
AUGCCUUCUAACUCGUUCGAGGAUAGUACCUCUGAAUUUCAGCAUAGAGCGGUUCAAGAAUUAACUUCGCAGAUUGUCAACUACUUGGAUGCCGCAGGGACCGCCGUAGACGGCGUUAACUCACAUAUGAUUAACAAUAACAACGCGGAUUUCGCAGCUCCUGUGGCUGCACCGUCGUAUUACUGUGUGUUGGUGUAUGUCGAUGGUAUGCCGUUCAGCUACCAGCUACUUGAACAUGACUUGAGGAAGGUCUUUGGUAUGUAUGGUAGAGUAGAAGAUGUGGAGAUUUGCCCGGAAGGCGAGUCGGCAGUAGUUCGCUACCUGACCUGGGACGAUGCGGCUAAGGCUGUUAAAACGUUGCAUAACAAAGUCCUAAAUGGUGUGCGGGGGAGGCUGUGUGUUGAAUGGUGA